ACUGUACCAGUAGUAUCUACUGUAUCAUCAUCAGUUUCUGUAAUUAAUAAACCUGUUACUAGUACUACAUCAGGUAAACAUAACAUACUCUUAAUGAUACAACUAAGUUGAUAGUUCAUAUGAUAGAUACCAAAGGAACUGAGGACUCCACACCAGAUGAAGGAAAUAAACCCACUCAUAAUGACAGUAAUAAUGGCACUACAACAUCAGGUAAUACUGAUGCUCCUACUAGUACUGCACCAGUGGUAUCUACUGUAUCAUCAUCAGUUUCUAUAAUUAAUAAACCUGUUACUAGUACUACAUCAGGUAAUCCAAAGGAUAUAUUAAGGACUCAUUCUGAUAAAUUAGUUCAUGCUAUUAGUGUGAAUCUAUACAAUGUAACUGAUGCACUGUAUGCUAAAGAACUGAUACCACAACAAACUAAAGAGGAGGUGCAUGUAUUAGGAGUAACUAAUUAUGAGAAAUCUAGUAAACUUGUGAAUGCAAUAGAGGGAGAGUUGAAAGCCAAACUUAAUAAUCCAGAGCA
Messenger RNA from Amphimedon queenslandica, 526 nucleotides. RefSeq lists its product as uncharacterized. The annotation marks the transcript as partial. NCBI's taxonomy places the organism in Eukaryota, Metazoa, Porifera, Demospongiae, Haplosclerida, Niphatidae. The record is from RefSeq and is a predicted model, not a curated record. The transcript has 3 exons. Gene Ontology annotation, biological process: regulation of apoptotic process.